AUGAUCUGGAAAUGGCUGGGCGCCGUGCUGCUGCUCCCCGUGCAGCUGGUGUGCCUGGUGGUGAAAGCCGCCGUCUGCGCCGUGCUGCCGCCCAAGCUGCGGGACCUGGCCGGGGACAGCGUGCUCGUCACCGGCGGGGGCCGGGGCAUCGACCGGCACCUGGCCCGUGACUCUAACAAAAGAUUCUUGCUGCAGAUCAUCCUGUGGGGUCGAACUGAGAAGUGCCUGAAGGAGACCACAGAGGAAAUCAGGAUGAUGGGGACAGAAUGCCAUUAUUUCAUUUGUGAUGUAGGAAAUCGAGAAGAGGUCUAUCGGCAAGCCAAAGCUGUACGGGAAAAGGUGGGUGAUAUCACUAUCCUGGUGAACAAUGCUGCUGUGGUCCAUGGUAAGAGCCUGAUGGACAGCGAUGAUGAUGCACUGCUCAAAUCACAACAUAUAAACACCCUGGGACAGUUCUGGGUAAGAUAAGCUCUUGUGCCCCAAAUGCUGGAGUUGCAGAAUGGACACAUUGUUUGCCUGAACUCUGUCCUGGCCUUGUCAGCCAUCCCUGGUGCCAUUGACUAUUGCACCUCCAAAGCCUCGUCCUUCGCCUUUAUGGAGAGCCUGACCCUGGGGCUGCUAGACUGUCCUGGAGUGAAUGCCACAACAGUCCUGCCCUUCCACACCAGCACAGAGAUGUUUCAGGGCAUGAGAAUCAGGUUCCCUAAUCUUUUUCCUCCUCUCAAGCCAGAGACAGUGGCCAGGAGGACAGUAGAAGCCGUUCAGAUGAAUCAAGCCUUCCUGCUCCUUCCGUGGACAAUGCAUGUUCUUGUCAUCCUAAAGAGCAUUCUCCCUCAGGCAGCACUUGAAGAAAUCCACAAGUUUUCUGGGAGCUACACCUGCAUGAACACUUUUAAAGGACGAACAUAGACUAGAAGGUGCAAGGACUGUUCUCCAGUGAAAGCAACACAAGCAUGAAAAUCCUGACAAGACUGUGAAUCCAGCAGUCUUGGCUUUUAGCCCGCUCAUGUGACUUGUGCUGCUCUGAGGCAACACAUUUCUUGCAGGUCAUAUCCAUAGUAACAUGACCUUUGCACAGGAUUGAAUGACUACACUAUGGACCCUUGGAAAGAAAAACAAAAAGUGUGAAAUGUUUAUAUGUGGUUUAAUUCUUUAGAGUUCAAUUGUUAAAUCUGCUCAUAGGUUUAAGAUGUAAUUUUUGUUUCUAAAGUGUCUGUAGGCUGUCUCAGCUGAGAGGCAGCACAUCACACCCCAUACUUUAUCCUCUCGCUUCAGAGGAACUGCAAUUACAAACUGCUACUGGUUUCAUUUCAGCUUUUUGAAUGGGGAACUUAAAAAAUACAUUGAAGAACAAAAAGUUGUGGACAUUUAACGGAAGCUUCCUUUCCUUCCUUCACUUCACAUCCGUUGAUGAAGCUGUUCCCAACUCACAUCAGGGAAGGAGCUAACUGCGGAGCAAUGUUUUCUUUGUUGAAGGCCACCCAGGACUUCUGUCUGGAAGGACUGUGCUGGGCCAAAGAAAGCUGUCUUACUUCACCUGUGA
Opisthocomus hoazin is the source of this 1543-nucleotide messenger RNA. Lineage: Eukaryota; Metazoa; Chordata; Aves; Opisthocomiformes; Opisthocomidae. The record is from RefSeq and is a predicted model, not a curated record.